Acaromyces ingoldii is the source of this 1434-nucleotide messenger RNA. RefSeq names its product S-adenosyl-L-methionine-dependent methyltransferase. The transcript is spliced from 3 exons. Gene Ontology annotation, molecular function: O-methyltransferase activity. NCBI's taxonomy places the organism in Eukaryota, Fungi, Basidiomycota, Exobasidiomycetes, Exobasidiales, Cryptobasidiaceae. The coding region runs from base 25 to 1350 and encodes 441 amino acids. The record is from RefSeq and is a predicted model, not a curated record.
CCCCUCUCUUGCUGCUCCCUGACCAUGGCCGACAUCAAGUCUGAGUAUGCUGCGCUGAAGCAGGUGAUUCUGUCGCAGUUUUCCAAGUUUGAAAGCGCGCUCGAUGGCAUGGGGAUGCCCGAGGUCACUUCUUCGGACCUCCAUCCGCUCGACGACCCCUCGCUGCUGGUCUCGAAGGACUUGUUCGACGCCAGAUCGCAGCUCGUGGCUGCGCUGGGACAGAUGUCCAGUCUGGUCCAGAACCCAGCCGAGCAUCUGCUAUCGGAGUCGUUGGCCCACCACACUUCAGCCGCCUUGAGCUUCAUUGCCGAGACUGGCAUAGCAGAUGUCAUCGAGUCGUCGCCCGAACGCCAGCUUCACGUCGACGAGAUUGCCAAGUCGAUCGACAGUCACCCAGCCCGUGUCUCUCAUGCACUUCGACUACUGGCCCAUGACGGCAUCUUUGCAGAGGUCCGCGAGGGGACAUUUGCCAACAACCGCUCAUCGAAGCUGAUCCUCGGCGCCAGUCCCAUCAAGCAGUGGAUUCGAUUUCAGACGUGGUACUCCCUCGGCUACUCCAGCAAGGUGGCCGAGACCUGGAAAGAUCCGGCCAAGUCCAAGUCCUUUGAGCAAAUCGACUCGGCCGCCAAUGCCGCUUGGCGGUAUUCCGACAAGGGCUACGGCGACUUUUGGGAUUGGGUCGGCCACGAGCACCUGCCGUAUGCCAAUGCCUUUGCAGAUGCGCUCAAGGGCAUCGGCAGUAUCGGUGUUCUGGGUAUCCUAGCCGACUAUCCCUGGGAGUCGAUACGGCCCGGAGGCGUCGUCGUCGACGUCGGUGGGGGCCCUGGACACAUGCUCUUGCCGAUCAUCAAGAAUAAUCCAACGCUCAAAGGCGUGCUUCAAGACCGCGAAGAGAUCGUGCCGGCGGCAAAAGAAAACUUCGACAAGAACCUGCCUGGGGCGGAUGUUGAAUUUGACGCCGUCGACUUCUUUGAGGUGCAGCCGCGAAAGCAGGCGGACAUAUACAUGCUUCGCUGGAUCCUGCACGACUGGUCUGACGAGCGUGCUGUGGCCUUGCUGAAGCAGCAGGCCGCUGUCAUGGGUCCUAACUCCAAGAUCAUCAUCAUCGAUGCCCUCAUUCCUCCGGCCACUCGUGCUGCUGCCCAAGAUCCAUCUUACCCCCUCCUUCAAUCGAGGUCGCAGGCGUCUAAUUUGGUCUUACGGCUGGACUUCGAGAUGUCUGCCAGUCUGCAGGCAACAGAACGUACUCUGACUGAGUUCGACACGCUAUUUACCAAGGCCGGCCUCAAGAUUACCAACGUAUAUCGACCUCGGUCACCGCAAGCGCUAUUAGAAGUGAUGCUAGCAUAAGUUUCACGCGCAAGUAGCAGCAGAAAUGAUAGUAGAGCGUUGCAGCUAUAUAGAAGCUUGCAUCCUGCAACGCCUGUAGUCCUU